UAAUUUAUACGCUAAUUUGAGGGGUGUACGUAAUACAUUUUCUAUUUCAUACUGGGACCAACUACUAGUUUUAUGCCUAUGUGAAUUGCUAGUUUUUAUCUUUCCUUAUCCUGUCUUUUUUCUUGUCUUAUAAUUUCUUAUUCCAUCUGUUCACCUCUAUAUCUAGCGUUUUUGCUUGGGAUUUAUGUCUCAAUAUAAUUUUCUGCUAUUUGUUAUAAGUUACUUGUUUCAUCACUGUAGGACAACUGGUAAACAAUAUUAUGCAUUCACAUAAUUAUUUCUUUCAUAACAUGAAAAAGAUCAGUUUGUACUUGGAUGAAAGCAAGCCAUGUAUUUCCCUUCUCAUAUUCAUGCAAUUAGAAAUUCACUUUUGUUGUGUAUGUUUGAAUACAUCUUCUGAUAUCAUAAUGCCGAAAUUAAUAUUGUUGUGUAUGUUAAUUUACAUUAUUAUUUAAAUUAAAUAUCAUCAUGCCAAUAUCUGAUGAGGAUCUAUGCUAUACGAAUGCUGCAUUUUGUUAUCUAACUCGAAACUUCCAUACUCGCAUUUGCAAAGAUCUGUUGCUGUACUGGUUUGAUGGCAUAUGGAUGAGCUUUGACAGAAUCCUUAAUUCUGCAAAUGUUGAUCGGGCCUACGAUGGUUUGUUGUGGACUCUGCGGAGUUUGCAGGAACUUUCGUCUGCUCUGUUGCUUCCAAAUUCAAUGAUGAAGAUAUCGUCAAUGCCACCUUCCACUUUGAAUGAGUUCAUGAAUGGUUGGAAAGUAAUAUGGAGUACUAUUGUGCAUGGGUUGCCGAUUUUCAGCAAUAUAGCCACUCUUACUGAUCUGCCGGAUAUUUUACAUCUUAGAAAGAACCUUUUGAAGGCAGUUUUGAAUCAUCUUGAUUGGAAGGGUUAUUCAAAAUUGACUGAGCGGAUGGGUUUGUAUCUGCCAAGUGCUAUGUUUGCACUUUGUGUAGGUUUUCUUACGUUCACUGAAUUCUUUAAAGAAAUUGGUCUAGUUCACAUCUCUUUCGAUGUUAUUGAAUCUCUUGAUAAUAUGUAGGUUGAAGACCCUAAACAUCAAUGCUUGCAACAAUUUUUGGAUUGCUCCGUAGAAGUUCUCACAGAAAUUCACAAAGUU
Messenger RNA from Trifolium pratense (red clover), 1119 nucleotides. RefSeq names its product serine/threonine-protein kinase ATM-like. The coding region runs from base 469 to 1041 and encodes 190 amino acids. The transcript is spliced from 7 exons. Gene Ontology annotation, biological process: DNA damage response. NCBI's taxonomy places the organism in Eukaryota, Viridiplantae, Streptophyta, Magnoliopsida, Fabales, Fabaceae. The record is from RefSeq and is a predicted model, not a curated record. Gene Ontology annotation, molecular function: protein serine/threonine kinase activity.